Molecule: messenger RNA, 711 nt
Organism: Funneliformis geosporum
Lineage: Eukaryota; Fungi; Glomeromycota; Glomeromycetes; Glomerales; Glomeraceae
Source: the annotation of a GenBank genome assembly
AUGGUAAGGGUUGAAUUAAUAAGCCAGGCUAAAAAUGAGUUUCUGAAGAGAUAUGAUAAGAAAGUUCCAUUUUCUUGUGUAAUUGAAGGAUUAGUAGAUGAUAAGGAAGUUCUUGUUGCUUUCGUGGAUCAAUCAGAAGGGAUACCUGUCCACUUACCAGCUGAAUUAGAGAGCUUUCCUAUGUUAAUUUCCUAUGAAGCUCUUGAAUUAUACCAUCGUUCAUAUCACAAAGACCUUAUAUCUGGCAUAAGUAUCAGUAAACAAGAUGAACCAUUAAAUGCAAUUACACUUGGUCUUUUAUUUCAAAAUACUGCAGUAUCUAAUAAAACAUUUAUAUUAACUGCAAAGCAUGGCGUGGGAAAGGAGGAUGGAAAAGUGGUUCAACCGGGAACACUCGAUGAGAAGGUUGGAAGAACCACUUUCUUCAGAGAAGGGUUAAUACAAGAUAUGUGGAUGCCUUUUUAUCCUCCUAUUGUCAAAAGGAAAGGUAAAAAAAAACCUAAAGAAAUCAAAGCUGAACGUGGGGACUCCGGUGCACCAGUAUUUGAUAAUGAUGGUAAAUUAUGGGGGAUCGUUAUUGCGGGAGUUAGUAAGGCAUCUUAUAUAAUUCCUAUUCAUUUGAUUUUGGAUAAUGUUAAAGAAAAAUUUGAUGUGACAUUCACUUUAAAAAAAGAAAAAGAACCAGAGAAAAAAGAACUGGAGGAACCUUGA